Ostrinia nubilalis (European corn borer) is the source of this 2411-nucleotide messenger RNA. Its product is annotated as small G protein signaling modulator 1-like. Gene Ontology annotation, biological process: activation of GTPase activity. The record is from RefSeq and is a predicted model, not a curated record. NCBI's taxonomy places the organism in Eukaryota, Metazoa, Arthropoda, Insecta, Lepidoptera, Crambidae. The transcript is spliced from 10 exons. Gene Ontology annotation, molecular function: GTPase activator activity. Bases 16 to 1848 code for a protein of 610 amino acids.
CUAGUGUGCAGUACGAUGCGCCGCCAGAUAAUAUCGCGAGCGUUUUAUGGAUGGCUCGCCUACUGCCGACACUUGUCCACUGUUAGGACGCAUCUCAGUGGACUUGUUCAUCCGAAUAUAGUUCCUAUAGAGGGCACAGAGACAGGCCUAACAGAAGAACUAUGGAAGUCCAUGACAGAUGAAAGAGGAGCGGUUACUGACAAAGACGAAGUUUACCGACUGGUCUACUAUAAGGGUGUGCAGCACGAGAUCAGGCGGGAAGUGUGGCCUUAUCUCCUCGGCUACUACGAAUUUGGGUCAACAGCAGAAGAGAGAAUAGAACAAGACGUAGCAUGCCGACGGCAGUAUGAGACGACGAUGUCCGAGUGGUUGUGUGUCGAGGCGAUAGUCAGGCAGCGCGACCGCGAGGCCACUGCUGCCUCGAUAGCCAGGCUCACUGAGGCUUCGGGGAAGCCGAAACCGGUGGACACCUCAGAACCUUGCGAAGUGUUUGAAGACGACUGCAGCGUCAUAUCAGAUAAUCCACCAAUCGUCUCGCCCGAACCAAGUGAAACUGACCAAAAGAGGCCUGACGUCAAACCAGUCCUUUCACGAGCCCCGAGCAUAGACGAAGUGGAUAAUAUCGAGAUGGACUCAGAAAAAGAGAAGGAUGAUACAAAAGUUAACGGAGAGACUGAGACGGGUGAUAGUAGGGAUAUAGAUUUAGACAGUCUGAAAGACUUAGACGACGACGAAGAAGUACAUAUUAAGAGUGUUGUAGAAAAUCCUGAUAUGAGAAGAGAAAGCAUUGCGGAGAUAAAGAGAUUAGCGGAAGGUAUAGUUCAGAAAGGCGAUGGAAGGGGACUUUUAUGUAGUGUGGAUAGUGCGAAUAUGAACCUAAACGGCAGUGAUUUAAGGUCAUCGAUAGAUGAAGCCCAGCCACAGCAAAGUCCAGUCCAGCAGCAUACGAGUGUGAUUAUAACAAAUCCAUCAGUAGAUUUGGCUGCUUCGGGAUCUCCUGCGUCUGGUGGCACUACAGCUAACGUGAGCCCAGCUCGCAGUCCCCUUGGUGUAGUCCGAGAAGAGUCCCAUUCAGCGGGUGCUUCGUUCGAUACCUUGGAACCGGCGGGCGACCAAAGGCCUGAAGCGAGGUCCAACUGCGUGUCCCCUGCUAGCUCUAAUGGUGGCGUUUAUUCGAAUGAGCUGGUGGAGAGUUUCGCGUUGAAUUUGCACCGCAUAGAAAAAGAUGUGCAGCGCUGUGAUAGGAACUACCCGUUCUUCACCGAUGAGAACCUUGACAAGCUCAGGAAUAUUAUGUGCACAUACGUAUGGGAGCACCUGGACAUGGGCUACAUGCAGGGCAUGUGCGACCUGGCGGCGCCGCUGCUGGUGACGAUGCGCGAGGAGGCCGCGGCGCACGCGCUGUUUGCGCGCCUCAUGGACCGCGCGCGGGACAACUUCCCCUCGGGGCAGGCCAUGGACGCGCACUUCGCGGAUAUGAGGUCGCUGAUCCAGAUCCUCGACUGUGAGCUAUAUGAGCUCAUGCAUGCCCACGGCGACUACACCCACUUCUACUUCUGCUACCGCUGGUUCCUGCUGGAUUUCAAGCGGGAACUGCUUUACCAGGACGUGUUUGCAGCAUGGGAGCUGAUAUGGGCGGCGAGGCACGUGGCGUCGGAACACAUGGUGCUGUUCAUAGCACUGGCCUUGCUGGAGACGUAUCGUGACGUCAUACUGGCCAACACCAUGGACUUCACUGACAUUAUCAAAUUUUUCAAUGAGAUGGCAGAGCGGCACGACGCUUCCGCGGUACUGGCUUUAGCGAGGGACCUUGUUCUGCAAGUUCAGACUCUAAUUGAGAACAAAUAAGGUUCGGAAUAGGUAAUGCAAUAUGAUCUAGAUGUAUGCUAACUAGGCCACCGGUAAUUGCAUGACUAUACAAUGUCACUGUCGCAAUGAAUCCAAUGAUAUGGUAUAAAUCAAUAUCAUGACGCAUACGAGAUAGAUACUUAUUUAAUAGUACACAGAAGGUUAAGAGAAUACAGAAAUAUUUUAACACUAUCCAACAUCACCCUGUAUUAUUAAAAAUCACUCCUGUAAAAACUGUCUAAAAUAUUUUUUAGAAACGAUGGCAUCAAUCAUGACAUGUUUACCCUAUAUUAGGAAAGUAUCAUAGAGUCAAAGGAACACCACCAAAACAAGUAAAUAAUAUGUGUAAAUAUUUUUGUAACAAUUGAAUGCGACGCGCUUCUUAAUAGGGUCAUGUCGCCUAUUCGCGCCCUACCGACGGAUCUCUAUUAGAUUUAAAACCCUAUCCUGCAAAUCCUACCAACAAUUUUCCAUUACUGUCUGGUGUCGAACUAACGACAACGUGUUGUAUGACCACGGAUGACGGCACAUCAAGCUUAACAGUAUGGAAUCUUGAGAAUGUA